Messenger RNA from Naegleria lovaniensis, 1326 nucleotides. RefSeq lists its product as uncharacterized. Gene Ontology annotation, cellular component: cytoplasm. The transcript is spliced from 3 exons. The coding region runs from base 1 to 1326 and encodes 441 amino acids. Gene Ontology annotation, biological process: translational termination. Gene Ontology annotation, molecular function: translation release factor activity, codon specific. The record is from RefSeq and is a predicted model, not a curated record. NCBI's taxonomy places the organism in Eukaryota, Heterolobosea, Eutetramitea, Acrasida, Naegleriidae.
AUGAAAUGUUUGAGAACGCCAAUACUUUCUCAUCAUUUGCUCGCCACGGGUUCUCAUCUCUCUCAUCAGUACCACCCGUUAUGGCUUGGAUUGAGCAUGUCGUUAACGACUCGGAAUUUUCAUUAUUGUUUAAAAUCAAAUCAAAGACAGGAUGAUGCAUUGGCUCAAAAUUCAUGCAAGGAAAUGAUUAAUAAUUCCCGAACAAUUUAUUAUGAAAUUAUCAAACGAUGGAAUCAACAAGAAAUUACCAAUGAAUUGAAAGAAAUUAAAAAACUUACGGAAAACCCUAAUUUUUGGAGCUCUCCAAAUGCACAAGAGUUAAUUUGCAAACAAAAUAUUUUGGAAGAGAAAUUAAAUUUUUUAUUAAAUACAAAUUCUGAAAUUGAUAACAGUGAGGAGUUGUUAAAAUUGGCUGUCACUGAAAAUGAUAUGGAGAUGGUUGUACAUAUUCAGCAAUCUAUGGAAGAGCUGCUAAAAAAAUUAGAGCAGAGAGAGCUAGAGUCAUUAAUGAUUGACCCUCAAGACAUCAAAGAUUGUUUUUUGGAAAUUCACACAGGAGCUGGCGGAGAGGAUGCAUCAGAUUGGUCCCAAAUGUUAUUGAAAAUGUAUUUGAACUGGUUAAAGAAUUCAGAGUUGUCAUCCUUUGAAGCUGCUUUGGAAGAUAUUUCGUACAAAGAGGUUGGAAUUCGAAGUGCUCUCAUACAAGUUACUGGAAAAUAUGCUUACGGAUACCUGAAAUCUGAACAAGGUGUUCAUCGAUUAGUGAGACUUUCUCCAUUUGAUGCUGCACACAAGCGACAUACUUCAUUUAGUGCAGUGAGGGUUUAUCCUACAGCCGAUAGUCAGGACGUAAAUUCAAUGUUUCAUAACAUUCCAGAAAAGGAUUUAAAGUAUGAAACAAUUCGGGCAGCCACCGCAGGUGGUCAACAUGCUAACAAAACUGAAAGUGGCAUACGAUUGACACAUAUACCUACUGGAAUUCAAGUACAGUGUAUUGCAUCACGCUCACAACAUCAAAAUAAGGAUCAGGCUCUCAAUCAAUUACGAGCUCGAUUGCAAAAUAUUGAACAAGCAAAAAAGGUAAAAGAAAUGAAAGAAAUCGCGAAAGCAGAAUCUGAAUCUAACCAAUUUGCAGGCAAUGUGAUUCGAUCGUAUGUAUUACAUCCGUAUCAAAUGGUCAAAGAUUCUAGAGCUCAAAUAGUGUUGAGCAAUGCAGAGGAUAUAGUGGAAGGAAAAGAUGCAAAAAGUUUUGAUACAAUGGUCAAAGGAAUUUUAAGGAAUAGUUCAUCGUCAUCAGCUGUAUUCAAUAAUCUGAACGACGAUUAA